Messenger RNA from Aspergillus candidus, 1518 nucleotides. RefSeq names its product misato family protein. Gene Ontology annotation, biological process: mitochondrion distribution. NCBI's taxonomy places the organism in Eukaryota, Fungi, Ascomycota, Eurotiomycetes, Eurotiales, Aspergillaceae. The transcript has 5 exons. Gene Ontology annotation, cellular component: cytoplasm. Bases 1 to 1518 code for a protein of 505 amino acids. The record is from RefSeq and is a predicted model, not a curated record.
AUGCGCGAAAUUAUCACACUCCAACUAGGACAGCGCGCCAACUACCUGGCGACACAUUUCUGGAAUCUUCAGGAAUCAUAUUUCACCUACGAUGAAGAAGAGUCCCCUGUGGAUCAUGAUGUUUUAUUCCGAUCUGGGACUGGAGCUGAUGGCUCUGAGACCUACACGCCCAGGACCCUGAUCUAUGAUUUGAAAGGUGCUUUCGGGACCCUUCGAAAGUAUAACGCACUCUAUCAAUUAAGCGAAGAUGUAAACCCCGGGCAAGGGUUAUGGGAUGGACGAGAGAUCAUACAACAGCAGCCGUCUAUUCCUCAAAGCGACUAUCAGAAGAACCUGGACGCAGGGCUUCCUGCCCCGCCACUGUCCGCCGAGACAGUCCGGUACUGGUCUGAUUACAAUAGACUCUUCUACCAUCCCCGUUCAAUUCUUCAACUGAAUGACUAUGAACUGAACUCCAAAGUCAUGCCUUUCGAAGAUUGGGAAAUGGGAGAGGAACUGUUCAAUAAUAUUGACAAGGAGCAUGACCUGCUGGACCGGGAUGUACGACCAUUUGCCGAGGAAUGUGACCAGAUGCGUGGGCUGCAGAUCUUCGCAGGAGCCGACGAUGCGUGGGGCGGUUUCACGGCUAAGUAUGUGGAUAGGCUGAGGGACGAAUACGGCAAAAAGGCAAUGUGGGUGUGGGCUAUCGAAGAUGGUGCCCAGGUCGACCGACAAGCUCGAAAUAAGCGGGACAUCAACAAAGCCCGCUCUCUACAUUCGAUCGCACCCCAAUCGUCCCUAUACACGCCCAUCAUUGACCCUCCGAGUCGCCUUCCAGGGUCCAUCCAUCUUAAUCACAGGUCACAAUGGUACACGUCCGCACUGAUCAGCUGCGCUCUGGAAAGUGUCACCCUCCCUACCCGCCUGCGUGCAUACCACGCCUUUGAGGCGUCUCUGGCAGGAGAUGAUAGCAGCCAUAACAUAUUUGAACUCCAGUCCACGAUAAUUCAAAAUCAGGACAAGUAUCGCCAACAGCAUCCUGUUUCGGCAGGCGUUCCUGAGGACACGGGUGAUCGGGGAUCGCAUCCCGCAGAUGCCCAGACCAAGUUUGACAUAGAUUUCACUUACGAUGGUUUCGAAGGCGAAAGACCCCAUGUGUUCAAUCAACUACUUGUCAUGCGUGGCAUUGAGGAACAAGAGGACGAGUCUCCCUCUUCCGAAGAUACCGGUCUUCAACGGAAGAGGCGCCACUAUGACUCACAGCCAAUGUUCCAAAGCUUCAACACGCCAUUAAAACUCCCCAUUUUGGACAGCUUCCCCCAGGACAUGUUCCGUGAAGCACCAUCUGACCGCAAACUCGGUGUUCUCACUGGGUUGACGACAUCCUCACGCACCGCCGAGAAGAUCAAGUUGAUGGAAACCGUUGCGCGACGGAUCAUCAGCGUCGACGAGCGCGAGACCAUCAUCAACGGGCUGGGGGAGAUUCGGGAGACAUAUGAGACGGGAUGGAUGAGUGGCUCUGAUUCUGACGAUGAAUAA